Lytechinus pictus (painted urchin) is the source of this 6470-nucleotide messenger RNA. RefSeq names its product voltage-dependent P/Q-type calcium channel subunit alpha-1A-like. Gene Ontology annotation, cellular component: voltage-gated calcium channel complex; membrane. The coding region runs from base 767 to 6373 and encodes 1868 amino acids. The record is from RefSeq and is a predicted model, not a curated record. NCBI's taxonomy places the organism in Eukaryota, Metazoa, Echinodermata, Echinoidea, Temnopleuroida, Toxopneustidae. Gene Ontology annotation, molecular function: high voltage-gated calcium channel activity. The transcript is spliced from 44 exons. Gene Ontology annotation, biological process: calcium ion import across plasma membrane; chemical synaptic transmission.
AGUUCUGCGCAGAGAAUACGAAGCAAAUCAUGUACACUUUAUCAGCUCGCCAUCGAAUUAUUCCGGGCGCUAGAUUUGCAUAUCGAGUGAGAGUCAGCGCUAGCUGCGGUGACACAAACUCUCGUCGUGGGGCGACCGUUAAAGGUUAACUAACAAGCAGGUCUAAAACAAAUGCACUAAAUGCCGUCAAUUUUUUGGUUGUGAAUAUUUGCGGGACCAGCAAACGUUCAGAACCGACCGCACGACCGUGUGUACAGAAAUGCAUGCUCCUACCGAGUAGGUUCGUCUUUAAUCGCUCGUCGCAUCUACCACCAGCGCAUAAAGCGCCCCGCAUAAAAGCACCCUCAUGAAUAUGUAUACCGUGGUAUAGAGAAGCUUUUCCCAGCACGAGAGCGCACACACUGCAUGCGAGAGGCCCCAUGCAUGCAUACAUUGCAACGAUAUAUAUCAGCCUACCUUCAUUUCAUGUCGCCGCGCCGCGCCACUCCGCUGUAUAAAAUCUCACAGUAUCAUCUCUUUGGAUCUGCUCUCGCGGUAUCUAUCAUAUUUUCACCUAAAAUGUUGUAAUAAAAACGAUGUGAGCACCAGUUUUUUUCCAUCUCCAAGGAGACGACACCAUCAAAUCUCUUCUUUGGAACCAAAUUUGGAGUAUUACCACCCUUCUCAUAUGGAUUAGGAUCUAACGUAGAUAGUGAUAUGGAACCUGUAGCAAUAAGCGAUAUAUUCUUGUAAAUAUUUGUAGAUAUACAUUCUUCAGGUAAUUAAGAUGGCGGCUCUAACAACGGGGGCGACUCCGUAUUCGGACGGACUGGAGGUGAAUUUUGGCGGGGGUCCAGCCCGAGAGCCUCCCCCUCCCUCGCCCGAAGUCACGCAGAAGAAGACUAAAUCCCCCGCUGGUUUCAUCGUGUCUGUGCUUACCAGUAAUCGCUCUCUAUUCAUCUUCAGUGAAGAAAACUUCAUUCGGAGAUGUGCAAAAUGGCUAACAGAAUGGCUUCCGUUCGAGUAUUUCAUCUUAGCGACAAUUAUAGCCAACUGUGUUGUGUUAGCAUUGGAUACACAUCUCCCGGAGGAUGAUAAAACACCGAGGUCAAUAGCACUGGAAGACACUGAAAUAUACUUUCUCGCCAUCUUCUGUUUGGAAGCUGCGAUUAAAGUCAUAGCUCUAGGGUUUUGUCUUCACGAAGAGUCGUAUUUACGAAACGGUUGGAACAUCAUGGACUUCAUAGUUGUAGUCACAGGUACUGUAUCAGUAGUAGAAGCGAGUAAUGCUACCCAAGCAGGGGGUGGCUUUGAUCUGAGGACCUUGCGAGCAGUCAGAGUGUUGAGACCUCUAAAACUAGUAUCUGGUAUCCCAAGUCUCCAAGUUGUUUUGAAAUCCAUCAUCAGAGCUAUGGCCCCUCUCCUUCAAAUCACUUUACUCAUUCUGUUUGUAAUCAUCAUCUUUGCCAUCACCGGUAUGGAGUUUUUCAUGGGAAAAUUCCAUCGAACAUGCUUUGUAUACGAUCCAGUAGCUGGAGUCGUGACCAAUGAGAUAGCAGAGGACGAACCUCAAGUGUGUGGGAACAGGCAAUGUGGGGAAAAUCAAAAUUGCACAGAGUAUUGGGAAGGACCAAAUUUUGGAAUAACAAACUUUGACAACAUGCUCUAUGCUAUGUUAACUGUGUUCCAAUGUAUUACCAUGGAAGGAUGGACGGACAUCAUGUAUAAUUGCAAUGACUCCGAGGGUCCUCGAUUUGUCUGGAUCUACUUCAUUCCUCUCAUCAUUCUGGGUUCAUUCUUCAUGCUCAAUCUCGUUCUUGGAGUCCUCAGUGGAGAAUUCGCAAAAGAAAGAGAGCGAGUCGAAAACAGAAGAGCUUUCUUAAAACUGAGAAGACAGCAGCAGAUAGAUAAAGAAUUGAUGGGCUAUUUAGAAUGGAUAUGUAAAGCAGAAGAAGUCAUGCUCAAUGAUAAAUCUAUAUCAGAAGAAGAACGAGAAGCCAUAGAAGACCGGCGGCGUGACGCCGCUGCAAGAACAGAGGAUCUCAGUAAUGGCAAACCAUCAGGUGCUGAUUUAGUCACUAGUUAUGGCAUAGAUAAUGACAUAGACCCUAACUCUAACUCUCCUACCAAAGAAAAAAAGAAAAAGAAGCGGAAGAAGAAGUUUGUACGGAUCAGACGAGCUGAGAAGAGGUUACGCUUCGCCAUUCGUCAUGCUGUGAAGACACAGGCUUUCUAUUGGCUUGUUAUAGUCCUUGUAUUCCUCAACACAAUCUGUGUUGCUAUAGAACACUACAACCAACCCCAUUGGCUAGAACAAUUCUUAUACUAUGCAGAAAUAGUGUUCCUUUGUAUCUUCAUAAUGGAAAUGGUCAUAAAAAUGUAUGGCCUCGGGCCUGCGGUCUACUUCCAAUCAGCUUUCAACAAAUUUGACUGCCUUGUUAUAUGCGCGAGCAUGUUUGAGGUCAUCUGGACAAAAUAUAAAGACGAGUCUUUUGGCCUUAGUGUACUUCGAGCCCUGCGACUCCUUAGGAUAUUCAAAGUAACAAGGUACUGGACCAACCUGCGUUACCUCUUGGUUUCAUUGGUACAUAGCAUUCAGUCUAUUGUCAGUCUGGUAUUCUUACUAUUCCUCUUCCUUGUCAUCUUUGCUUUGCUCGGUAUGGAGUUCUUCGGCGGACGAUACUGGUCCUCCCUGCGGAACCUAGUGAUAUCCCUGUUAAGUAGUAUGCGUUCCAUUGUUAGUCUCCUCUUCCUACUUUUCCUCUUCAUCCUCAUCUUCGCCCUCCUGGGGAUGCAGUUAUUCGGUGGAAGCUUCAAUUAUGACGCAACGCAGGCGAAACCUUCCAGUAAUUUUGACACCUUCUGGAUAGCUCUCAUAACAGUAUUUCAGAUCCUAACAGGAGAGGAUUGGAAUGCAGUGAUGUAUCAAGGUAUCAAGUCCCAGGGCGGGGUACCUAACGGAAUGUGGGCGAGUAUCUACUUCGUCAUUCUGGUGCUAUUUGGCAACUACACACUGUUGAAUGUCUUCCUUGCCAUUGCUGUUGACAACCUCGCCAACGCCCAGGAGCUGACCAAGCUUGACCAGGAGGAAGAUGAGGAGAACAGGGAGGCCGCGGCCAGGGAGCUCCAGGAGCUCCAGGCCGCACAGACGCCCAACCUCAGCAGGAGAGGAUCUCCAAACCCUGAUCAUCUACCGAUUGAGGAUGGCACCAACAUACAGCUGAAUGACAUGAAAGACCCACAGAGAAUGAAUGGAGAUCACAAUGGAGACAUGGCGGAAGAAGACGAUCCCAAUGGCGACGCUAAGGGAAAAGGUUUUUUUCGGAGAACGUACCAGCAGCUUAACGUCCACGGCAUCCCCUGGCCGUGCCCUUCCUGCGAAAAUGUUGAGUGUCCUUGUGUGUGUACGUGUACCUGUAGCUGCCAAAUGAGAAAGAACGACAACAACAACGCCAAAGAAAAAGAAGCUGAAGAUGAGAACGAUGAAUCAUUUCAUCCCAAGCCGAUGGUUCCAUAUAGCGCCCUCUUUAUAUUUAGCACCACCAACCCCGUUCGCCGUUUUUGUCACUACAUAGUCACACUACGCUACUUCGACACAAUGAUUAUGGUUGUUAUUGCCCUCAGUAGUAUAGCCUUAGCAGCAGAAAACCCCAUAGACCCUGACGACAUGAGAAACCAAGUUCUAGAAUACUUUGACUACGUCUUUACUGGUAUCUUCACCAUUGAAAUGGUCCUGAAGAUCAUGGACAUGGGCCUCCUCCUCCACAAAGGCUCCUACAUGAGAGAUCUCUGGAAUAUUCUUGAUGCUAUCGUUGUUGUUUGUGCCUUAUUUGCUUACGCCUACAGGGGAGCAUCUACACCCACGUCAAUGGCAAUGACAUUGGUGGAAAGUAGUGGAACGGGUGGAGGAGGACCUCAGAAUCUGAACACCAUCAAAUCAUUGAGGGUACUGAGGGUGCUGCGACCGCUAAAAACCAUCAAGAGGGUUCCGAAACUAAAGGCUGUGUUUGACUGCGUAGUGAACUCGGUAAAGAACGUCACCAACAUCGCAAUCGUCUACCUCCUAUUUAUGUUCAUCUUCGCUGUCAUCGGCGUCCAACUCUUCAAGGGAAAAUUCUUCCACUGCUCCGACCUGUCAAAAGUCACCGAGGAAGAAUGCCAGGGAAGAUAUUUCUUGUAUGAAGGAGACCAAAUAAAAGAAAGUGCUGACCGAGUGUGGGCCAAGUAUGAAUUCAACUAUGACAAUGUCGCCUUAGCUUUGCUCACACUCUUCACCGUAUCCACCGGGGAGGGAUGGCCUGAUGUUCUGAAGCAUUCAAUCGAAGCCACAGAGGAAGGAAUGGGCCCCACCCCGUACAACAGGAUCGAGAUGUCCCUAUACUACGUGGUCUACUUCAUUAUCUUCCCUUUCUUCUUCCUCAACAUCUUCGUUGCCUUGAUCAUCAUCACCUUCCAGGAGCAGGGCGAUCAGGACUUCUUUGACGGCGACAUCGAUAAGAACCAGAAACAAUGCAUAGAAUUUUGCAUCACAGCCAAGCCUGUCGACCGGUUCAUGCCAGCCAACAAGAAUUCAUUCCGCUUCAAAGUGUGGAAGUUGGUCGUUUCGUCGGCCUUUGAGUAUUUUAUCAUGGCUCUCAUUACGUUUAACACAUUCACGUUAAUGAUGAAGUACAAUGAUCAAGGACAAAUUUACACAGACGUCCUCAAGUACCUUAACAUAGCAUUCACAGUCCUCUUCACGAUAGAAGCUAUACUGAAACUUAUAGCAUUUGGGAUAAGGAAUUACUUCAAGGAGGGGUGGAACACUUUUGACUUUAUCACGGUAGUGGGGAGCGUAGCCGAUGUCAUCAUUUCAGAAGUUGGGGAGGGUUUCAUCAACCUGAGCGUGUUGAGACUGUUUCGGGCAGCCAGGUUAAUCAAACUUCUAAGACAGGGUUCCUCAAUUCGCAUUCUACUUUGGACCUUCAUACAGUCAUUCAAGGCCCUACCAUGGGUUUGUCUGCUGAUAUGGAUGCUGUUCUUUAUCUAUGCAAUCAUUGGAAUGCAGAUAUUUGGUAACAUAGCACCAAUAGACGGGGAGCAAAUUAAUCGCCACAACAACUUUGGCCAAUUCUUCAAUUCGUUACUGUUGCUGUUCAGAUGUGCUACAGGCGAAGCAUGGCAGUCCAUCAUGAUGAGCUGUUUACCAGGAGCACCUUGCGCUGACCCGGACAAGAGCAACCCUACUGGUAUCAAACCGGACGAUACCUGCGGCUCAAACUUCUCAUACGUCUACUUUGUGAGCUUCAGCUUUCUCUGCUCUUUCCUCAUGUUGAAUUUGUUUGUUGCUGUCAUCAUGGAUAACUUUGAUUACCUGACGAGAGAUGCAUCCAUCUUAGGAGCUCAUCAUUUAGAUGAGUAUGUCAGGAUCUGGGGUAACUUUGACCCGACAGGGAGUGGGAAAGUCUUGUACAAAGAUAUGUAUGACAUGUUGAAGAACAUUGAACCUCCAGUGGGUUUUGGUAGAAACUGCCCUUAUAGAAUUGCUUAUAAGCGAUUAAUCCGGAUGAAUAUGCCUGUAGAUGAGAAUAAAAUGGUACAAUUUACAUCAACGUUAAUGGCUCUGAUUAGAACAGCCCUAGAUAUCAAGAUUGGAAAAGUGGCUGAUCGAGAUCGUCAUGACGCUGAGUUGAGGGAGGCAGUCAAGUGUUUCUGGCCUCACCUCUCGGCUGAGAAACUGGACUUUCUUGUACCUCCAGACAGCGAAUUGAUUGGGGAGAAGCUAACAGUGGGGAAGAUCUAUGCAGCAUUACUGAUCUAUGAGACUUGGAGAGAGUACAAGGCCAAGAUACAAAGAGAUGGACAUGCAAGAACGAUGCGUGAAGUUAUAGAAUUGGUCUACUUCAAGUAUCUCUACAAGAAAUACCCAGACUUCGACAUCAACGAUGAGCGCUACCAGAACACCUUUUCCGACGAGUUUCGUCGACAACGGGACGAGAUGAGGCGAGAGUACAUCAGGAAAUUUGAAGCUCGCAAAGAAGCCGAGCGGUUGCGUAAAUCUCGCUUGGCGGUCGGAGCGUCCGAAGAUGCAGACGAUGAGUCUGAGCCCAUGCCCACGUUCCACGAGACGCUAAGCCCAAUAACCAACAGGAGUCACCUUGCCUUUGGAGGGGUCUUUGGUCCACGCUCGGAGAGGAAUCGUGAAUUUUACCAGCUUCAACGAAGACGUUAUUCUAAUAUCCUUGGUGCAAGACCGCCCUCACCCUGUCCACCCAGGAAACAUUCAUCCAGCCCUAGACCUUCCCUAUCUCCGUCCAUUGACCCCUCCCCAAAUCCUUCAGAGAAUCCCUCGCCGAAACCCUCCCCAGUGUUAUUACGUCGCAUCAUCAACAAUCUAUUCCCAGGCAAACUAUAGAUUUCAUUCGUUCUUCUUUGCACAGGGUGGAUUUUUAGAUUAUAGUUAGAACUGCAUGAAUGAUGCCCAUUCCAAAUACACCUUUUGAUAGCAGCAU